AUGGGACUUGGUGAUACUAUCACCAAGGACAACAAUGAGAAUGAAAAAAAUAGAUACAGGGCUAUAAGCUUUAUACGCCAUCAUCUCAUUGAAAGUCUGAAAGAUCAGUACAUGACAAUUGAAAAUCCACUAGACCUUUGGAAUGCUUUACAGCAUAGAUAUGAUCACCAGAAAACGGUGUUACUCCCAAAGGCUAGGAAUGACUGGAUGAAUCUCAGAUUCUUAGAUUUCAAGUCAAUGGAUGAGUAUAAUUCAGCCUUGUUCAAAACAGUUUCGAUACUAAGGCUUUGUGGUGAAGAAGUAACCGAAGAGGAGUUGCUUGAAAAGACCUACACUACGUUCCAUCAGUCGAACAUGAUACUGCAACAGCAGUACAGAGUGAAAGGUUUCGCCACAUAUACUGAUCUGAUCUCGUUCCUGCUCUUGGCCGAGGCAAACAAUAAGCUUCUGAUGAAGAACAGUGAAGCCAGACCUGUUGGAACAGCAGCAUUGCCCGAAGCCCAUGAGGUUGAAAAGAAAGAUCCCAAAGAGUGCAACUACGCCCAAGAUAAUAGAAGAUCACACGACAAUGGCCGUGGUGGAUACAAGAGGCGGGGCCGUGACAACUACUCAAACGGCCGAGACAACUACUCGACCGGCCAAAAAGGAAACCACAAUAACCGUGGUCGUGGUUCCAAUUACGGCCGUGGCCGAGAGAGUCUCAAGAACAAGAACCCGGAGGCUCACAUGGUUCACAAUUCUGGAUAUGAUGCUGAUAAUGAAUCCGACUUUGCUAAUGAUGACCUAAUGGAUUUUGAGACUUCUGAUUGUCUCAAAGACUAG
Molecule: messenger RNA, 822 nt
Organism: Brassica napus (rape)
Lineage: Eukaryota; Viridiplantae; Streptophyta; Magnoliopsida; Brassicales; Brassicaceae
Exons: 2
Coding region: 1-822 (273 amino acids)
Source: RefSeq, a predicted model, not a curated record